AUACUCACCUUCACUCUAGUCGCGGUCUCAGGGGCUCGAGCUUCUCAGAUUUGGAAAAUGGCGUAUGAGCGCCUCACCACCAUUCUCAUCGGCGGCGCCACCUGCAUGGUUAUAUCACUAUGCAUCUACCCAGUUUGGGCAGGCCAAGAUUUGCAUAAUCUCAUUGCUACUAAUAUAGGAAAGCUUGCUACAUUCUUAGAAGGUUUUGGUGGUCAAUUUUGUAAUUCUUCGUCCGAUGGUGAGGAUAAGUCAUAUCUCCAAAGCCAUAAAACAGUACUCAACUCAAAAGCAAAUGAGGAAAUAUUGGCGAAUUUUGCAUGGUGGGAACUUGGACACGGUCGUUUUAAGUUUAAUCAUCCAUGGAAACUCUACUUGAACAUCGGUAGCCUUGUCAGGGAAUGUGCUUGCCAAAUUGAAACACUUAGUGGUUGCAUAAAUUCAAAAUCUCAGGUUGUAUGCGAGUUCCAACAAAAGAUCCAACCAUCAUGUGUGGAAAUGAGCAUAGAAUCAAGUAAGGCACUGAGGGAAUUAGCUGAAGCAAUUAAAGAAAUGAGAUUCCCAUCAGCAGCCGUUGAAAUCCAUCUACAGAACUCCAAAGCUGCAGCUGAGGAUCUUAAAAAAAUAAUGGAGAAUUCCUCACUGCCAACUAUAGCAGGUCUUCAAGAAAUUGUGCCAAUUCUUGUGAUAGCAUCAGUGCUGAUCGACAUCAUUAAAUUCGUAGAGAAAAUAUCAACUUCUGUUGAUGAACUAUCGCAGAAAGCAGGCUUUAAACAGAGGAACAAACAAGCACAAGUGAAGCCAGUUCAUGAUCAAGUUGUGAUAGAUGUUGUUGAGAUUAAGACAAACGACUCACCGUCGCAGAUCUAGAAUAUUCCUCUUCAAUCAAUGCAUAAUUGAUUAGUCCUCUAAUUGUCUAUUUUCUUGCAAUUAUGUGAGGGAUUUUAAUGUUAUUUUUCCACUUGUAUAUAAAAUUGCUAGGAAAAUUGGCCUAACUAAAUUGGUGGUUGGAGCAUCAACAACACGGCCAUCUAUGUUGGAGUGGGAAAGAUCGAAGAGCUUGCACACGUUCAUGUGCGAUGUGCACAUGCACUUUUGUUCUAAUUUAUUAUAGAAUAAAAACAUGAUUAAAAUUUUUA
Molecule: messenger RNA, 1136 nt
Organism: Salvia hispanica
Lineage: Eukaryota; Viridiplantae; Streptophyta; Magnoliopsida; Lamiales; Lamiaceae
Source: RefSeq, a predicted model, not a curated record